AUGGCGAUCGAUAAACUCCAAAGCUUCGCGGAGAAGCCCCGCGUCUUCAUUCUCAGCGAUAUUUCGAACGAGCCCGAUGAUGCCGAGAGUCUAUGCAGAUAUCUCUUGUACGCGAACCAGUUCCAGACCGAGGGACUGGUUGCGUGCACGAGCACAUGGAUGAAGAACAAGGUGUGCCCUCAGGACAUGCACAAGAUCAUAGACGCGUAUGAGGGCGCUGUCGGGAAUCUAAAUAAGCACGCACAUCCAGACGCGCAGUACCCAAGCGCAGAAUCGCUUAGAGGACUGAUCAAGAAAGGCGCCGAGACAUACGGCAUGACUGCUGUCGGCACAGACAUUCCCCUCUCUGAAGGCGGCGAGCUUCUUCUUGAACGUAUCCUCGCGCCCUCCCUCCAGCCUCUCUGGAUCCUUUGCUGGGGUGGCACCAACGUGCUCGCGUCCGUUCUCCUCAAGAUCGACGAGCAAUACACACCCGAAGACUCGGCACGGCUGCUCUCCCGCUUGCGUGUCUAUGCUAUUUCCGACCAAGACGACACGGGCGCUUGGAUUCGCAACAAUUUCUCAGACAUCUUCUACAUUGCCUCCGUGCAUGGUUGGAACCAGUACGGCAUGGCGGCCUGGACCGGAAUAAGUGGCGAGAAAUAUUAUGGAUUUGACCAGGGCGGACCAGACUUCAGCAAGAUGGAGAAGAGCUGGAUCAAGGAGAAUGUCCAGAUCGGACCGCUGGGAAGCGCGUAUCCAGAUUACAUGUUCAUCCCAGAAGGCGAUACGCCGACGUUCCUGUAUCUCAUUCAGAACGGACUGGGAAGUUCAGAGUUUCCAGACUAUGGCUCUUGGGGUGGACGGUAUGCCAGAACCGACAUCAGUGCGGCUGGGCUCAACAGCAAUCACUACAGCGACGCUGUGGAUCGCGUCAAAGGCUUGGAUGGAAGGAUACACACGAGCAACCAUGCGGCAAUCUGGAGAUGGCGGAAUGCGUUCCAGGAUGACUUCGCUGCGCGUAUCAAAUGGACGAUGGAGCCCGACUUCGGCAAAGUGAACCAUCACCCCGUGGUCGCUGUCAAUGGCGAAUUUGGUCUACAGCCACUGCGCCUGGAAGCUGAAGCUGGCGAGACCAUUACACUGGAUGCGUCCACAUCGUACGAUCCGGAUGCGAACGACAAACUGACUUUCAAAUGGUGGCACUACCGCGAACCGACGGCUACACAGUGGUGGGUUGACGCCGAGGUGUCUGAACUCAAUAUAAAGCCUUUGGAUGAGAACAGCACUAAAAUCCAAGUCACGCUGCCAGCGGCCGAGAAGUGCGCUGUAGAGCUCAUGAGCAGACAGCCGGUCGCGAAAGGCCAGCUGCUCCAUCUGAUACUGGAGGUCACGGAUGAUGGGACGCCGGCAUUGACGACGUAUCGAAGGGUGGUGAUACAGGCGACGAAUAAGGAUCUGAAGGGAGGAGGCAAAGGCGCGGAUGCUAUCGGGGAUAUAAUGGCUGCGCACUCGUAG
This is a messenger RNA of Didymosphaeria variabile, 1497 nucleotides long. RefSeq lists its product as uncharacterized. NCBI's taxonomy places the organism in Eukaryota, Fungi, Ascomycota, Dothideomycetes, Pleosporales, Didymosphaeriaceae. The transcript is spliced from 2 exons. The coding region runs from base 1 to 1497 and encodes 498 amino acids. The record is from RefSeq and is a predicted model, not a curated record. Gene Ontology annotation, molecular function: hydrolase activity, hydrolyzing N-glycosyl compounds.